Molecule: messenger RNA, 893 nt
Organism: Beta vulgaris subsp. vulgaris (sugar beet)
Lineage: Eukaryota; Viridiplantae; Streptophyta; Magnoliopsida; Caryophyllales; Amaranthaceae
Exons: 4
Coding region: 282-599 (105 amino acids)
Source: RefSeq, a predicted model, not a curated record
CCAUUAUACACCGUACCUAACCUAACUUCUAUAUUAUUUCACAUAUAUAAGCUAAUGUACUAGUACUACAAAUAUCUUUUCUUCUCCUACCUAUAUACUCCUCAUUCUUCCCAUUAUAAUACUUGCACUUUUUUCUUCUCUUUUGUUUUCUUUUGAAAUUUUGGAUUUCUUUCUUCUAUUUUAUAUUCAUUUAUCACAUAUAACAUUCUUAGGAUCUAUUACAUCAUUCUUCAUCAAAAAUAUUAUUGUGUCUUGUCCAUUUCCUAAAGGGUGGAGAAAAUAUGUAUCAAAACCACCAUCAUCACCACUAUCACUCAUCCCAACCUUGCUUGCAUUGCCACCCACAUAGCUACAUUAGAAUGGUUCAACAUCUUAUAGAAAGAUGCUUGCUUCUUCAAAUGAAUCGUGACCAGUGUAUCAAGGCUUUAGCAGAACAUGCAAAAAUCAAGCCUUUAGUCACACUUACAGUUUGGGGUGAGCUUUUGAAAGAAAAUAGAGGCUUUUUUCAAGCAUAUUUUCAUGGUGUCUCUCCAAGACCACUCAUAAAUAGACAUGUCCAAAAUUCAGCAAGAUUCACAAGAAGGCGAUAUGGGAGGUGAUCACGUACAGAUGCGAACUUAGGCUUCUUGUAGCUAGCUAGCUAAAUAGUUUGAUAUUAUUUUAUCACAACAAUAUUUUCAAUUAUCUAUUUUAUGGCUUAAUUGCACUGUACUUAAAAGAUUGGUAUUAGGAAUAUGCAUAUAAUGUAUACUGGAGUUCAUACUUCUUUUGUUCCAUAAUAAGUGAAACACUUCUCUCUUUUAUGUCAGAGAGCCGUGAAAGUUUUUUUAGAGAAAUAUUUCUCUUAUUAUGAAACAGAGGAAGUAUAUAAUUAAUAAUUCCUCUUUUCGCAA